Varanus komodoensis (Komodo dragon) is the source of this 1374-nucleotide messenger RNA. It is a transcript of the gene CD68, whose product is annotated as CD68 molecule. Lineage: Eukaryota; Metazoa; Chordata; Lepidosauria; Squamata; Varanidae. The coding region runs from base 1 to 645 and encodes 214 amino acids. Gene Ontology annotation, cellular component: membrane. The record is from RefSeq and is a predicted model, not a curated record. The transcript is spliced from 6 exons.
AUGGAAGCCGCACCACGCCACAGCACAGCCCCUACGCCCACACCCGUCGGGGACUACGAGGUCCGGGAGGGCCCGGCCGUGUGCCUGCGGGUGCAAGCCGGCCUGCGGCUCCAGGUGCGCUACGUGGGCGCCGGGAAGCGCCAGCUCUGGGGCUCCUUCACCGUGCCGGCCGGCCACACCGACCACUCGGGGAGCUGCUCCAACAGGACGUCCAGCCUGACGCUGCGUUUCCCGGAGGGCCACCUCGUCUUCACAUUCCAGAAGAACGAGACCCAAGGCACGUUCUACCUGAGUCGGACACAGGCCAACCUGACGGUCCAGUUCCCACAGGCAACAGAGACGUUCUUUGCAGCCGACAAUUCCUCCCUCCGCGAGUUCGAGGCCCACCUGGGACACUCCUACCAGUGCAGGAACCGCAGCCUGGCUCUCGCCGAGGGCUUUUACCUCAACGUCCUGAAUGAGCGCGUCCAGGCCUUUGGGCUGCGAAAUGGAGCAUUUGGAGAAGCCGAGGUGUGUCCAGAGCAGAGGCGCUCAAAAGUUCUGCCCAUUGUGGUGGGAGUGGUCCUGGGCCUUCUCAUCCUGGUCGUCAUCGUGGCUUUCGUGGUGGGACGACUGCGUAACCGCCAGGGCUACCAGCCUCUCUGAGGGAUCCGGACCUGCGCACACCCCUGUGGUGCUUCAGCUGGGACAGAGCAGGGACGGGAGCUGGAUUCGGGUCCUCCCUACGUCUUGCGAGAGCUUUCCUGGGCAGCAGAAUUCGCCUCUUUGCUGCUCCUCUAACCUUUCGAUGCUAAAUUCACACUCCUCUCUCAUCUGUUGUUCGGCCUGUCAACUCAACCGAUACACGACGUCUCUCACAGGGUGAAUGUUGCAGGGGGCUCUCCAAAAAACAUUACAUAUGGGGGUCUGGCGUUCCUGGGAUGGGAAUCCAAGUGUCAUUUUGGGGACAUUCUCUUCUCAGGGAGGCAUUGGGGGGCCAUUUUAACAGGAUGCCCAGACCUGUCCAGGCAUGUCUGGUGAGACGUGCGUCCAGCUACUGGGUGGGCAGCUUCUGCCCGCUUACCCAGCCACAGGCUCCAUCUUAGUGAGGUGGAGCUUGGGUCUGAUUCAACGAGCAUGAGACCAGCGGCGUGGAGGAAGCUUCGCAUCAACUGUGGAAAAUAUUGGCCCCGAAGCGGCCACUGCGCUGCCGUUCAUCGUUCAGAGCGUUCCCUUUGCACUCCUCCGAUUUAUUUCCUCUUUUCUGCAAAUGAGCUCUGUCAGCCUCUUAAGGGACAGGUGACACCCUCUUACCUGGACCACACACACAAGUUGCUGUAAUUCUCUCAAUGCCCUCGGGACACUUAAUCACUCACAAAUAAACAACGUUUUAAA